AUGCAGGGCACCCAAGGAGGAGCAAUAGGCCCUGGGCUGUCCCCUGUGGACAGACGGACGCUUCUGGUCUGCAACUUUAUCCUGGCUGUAGCUUGGGGCCAAAUGAAUUUCACAGGAGACCAGGUUCUUCGAAUCCUGGCCAAAAAUGAGAAGCAGCUGUCACUUCUCAGGGAUCUGGAGAGCCAGAAGCCUCAGAAGGUGGACUUCUGGCGUGGCCCAGCCAGACCUAGCCUCCCCGUGGACAUGAGAGUUCCCUUCUCUGAACUGCCCAGUGUUAAAGCGUAUUUGAAGUCUCACGGCCUUGCCUACAGCGUCAUGAUAAAGGACAUCCAGGUGCUGCUGGAUGAAGAGAGAAACGCCAUGGCCAAGUCCCGCAGGCUGGAGCGCAGCACUAACAGCUUCAGCUAUUCCUCUUACCACACCCUGGAUGAGAUAUAUAGCUGGAUCGACAACUUUGCAGCUGAACAUUCUAAUCUUGUCUCCAAAAUUCACAUUGGCAAGACCUUUGAAAAUCGGUCCAUUCUUGUCCUGAAGUUCAGCACCGGAGGUCCAAAUCGCACGGCUAUCUGGAUCGACACUGGGAUUCAUUCCCGGGAGUGGAUCACCCACGCCACCGGCAUCUGGAUCUCACAGAAGAUUGUCAAUGCAUAUGGCAAAGACCAUGUCUUGAAAAAAAUAUUGAAUGCUAUGGACAUUUUCAUAGAGAUUGUCACCAACCCUGAUGGCUUUGCUUUUACUCAUACCAUGAAUCGCUUGUGGAGAAAAAAUAAGUCAAGUCAACCCGGCAUUGUCUGCAUUGGCGUGGACCUCAACAGGAACUGGAAGACAGGCUUUGGAGGAAAUGGUUCUAACAAAAACCCCUGCUCAGAGACUUACCGAGGGCCCGCACCGGAGUCAGAGCCAGAGGUAGCAGCAAUUGUGGGCUUCAUCACAGGCCACGGGAACUUCAAAGCUAUGAUCUCCAUCCACAGCUACUCUCAGAUGGUCAUGUACCCUUAUGGCCAUUCUCUGGAGCCUGUGCCUAACCACAAAGAGCUGUUCAAACUUGCCGAGGCUGCAGUAAAGGCUCUCUACAAGGUUCACGGGAUCCAGUACAUUUUUGGCAGCAUCAGCACCACCCUCUAUUCAGCCAGUGGGAUCACGGUGGACUGGGCUUAUGACAGCGGCAUCAAGUACGCCUUCAGCUUCGAGCUCCGGGACACUGGAAAAUAUGGCUUCCUGCUGCCAGCCUCACAGAUUGUUCCCACAGCCGAGGAGACGUGGAUGGCAUUACGGACCAUCAUGAGACACACCCUGAAUCACCCCUAUUAGCCACACGACUCAGGCCUGAGCAGUUGGGGUUCACCCCUUUCCUUGAAAAUCCUCCAUGAAUUAAGCACCCCCUCCCCAAAUCGUCGCUGGACCCUUAGCAAAUAGAAGCAGAUUUGAACAGGCCUCGCUGCCUCUAGUGCUGGCUGCCAUCUCUUUGGGCUGCUUGGGCACCCCCUUAGGACAGCUUGUCACAUCUGAGACACCCCAACCACCCCACCCCAGCCCCUGCUGCCUUCAGGAAAAUAUGAGGCCUGAGCUCUGCCUUUCUCUUUGUUCCCAAUCGAUGGGAAUGGCCAAAAUAUACAUUGCCCUAGCAGUUUUUGACGUUUUAAUAAAUCCAGAGGGACCAGGCUUGAUUUAAACAACAGAA
This is a messenger RNA of Apodemus sylvaticus (European woodmouse), 1681 nucleotides long. RefSeq names its product carboxypeptidase A5 (gene Cpa5). NCBI's taxonomy places the organism in Eukaryota, Metazoa, Chordata, Mammalia, Rodentia, Muridae. The coding region runs from base 1 to 1311 and encodes 436 amino acids. The record is from RefSeq and is a predicted model, not a curated record. Gene Ontology annotation, biological process: proteolysis. The transcript is spliced from 11 exons. Gene Ontology annotation, molecular function: metallocarboxypeptidase activity; zinc ion binding.